Molecule: messenger RNA, 1371 nt
Organism: Periophthalmus magnuspinnatus
Lineage: Eukaryota; Metazoa; Chordata; Actinopteri; Gobiiformes; Gobiidae
Gene: onecut3b
Product: one cut homeobox 3b
Exons: 2
Coding region: 1-1371 (456 amino acids)
Biological process (GO): regulation of transcription by RNA polymerase II
Cellular component (GO): nucleus
Molecular function (GO): DNA-binding transcription factor activity, RNA polymerase II-specific; RNA polymerase II cis-regulatory region sequence-specific DNA binding
Source: RefSeq, a predicted model, not a curated record
AUGGAGCUCACCAUGGACAGCCUCCAUCCGCAGCAAACGGGGGACCUCAUGAGUUCCCCUCACUCACGCCCGUCGCCGCCUCCUCGGAGCCUGGUGUCCCACAGUGCGCGCUCUUCGGCCAUGGUGUCUGGAAUGGCUUCGCUGUUGGAUGCUGGGGGUUCCGGCGGCGACUACAGGACUGACCCCUCCGCGCUGCCCGCACACAUCCACGGGCCGUCCAUCAGCAUGUGCGACUCGGGCAUGAGCCUAAGCAACACAUACACCACACUUACCCCGCUCCAACACCUGCCCCCGAUCUCCACGGUGUCCGAGAAGUUUCAUCACCCGCAUCACCACCAUCACCAACGGCUGUCCAGCAACGUGAGCGGCAGUUUUACCCUUAUGCGGGAUGACCACCGAGGAUUGGCUUCCAUGGGGAACCUCUACAGCCACUAUCCCAAAGACAUGUCCGGCAUGGGCCACAGUUCGCUGUCGCCUCUGUCCAGCGGCUUAGGUUCUUUGCACAACGCCCAGCAGCCACUCUCGGCAUACGGGCCGAGCACGCACCUUUCCACGGAGGCGAAGAUGCUUCCCCCAAGCUUUGAGUCCCACGCGUCUUUGCUCUCCCGAAGUGACCAAGAGCACCUCGCUCGGAGUUUAGGCGGCCACAGCCACGGCAUGAUCUCCAACUUGAACGGCAUGCACCAUCACCCGCACAGCCACCUCCACUCGCAGUCUAAUGGAGCGGUGAUGGAGAGGCACCACCACACGCAUGGAGGCGGGCAGGGGACAGCCGGGUCGGGGAUUCAAGCAGAAGAGAUCAAUACGAAGGAAGUAGCGCAGCGGAUAACGGCAGAGCUGAAGAGGUACUCCAUCCCACAGGCCAUUUUUGCCCAGAGGAUCCUGAGCCGCUCACAGGGGACUCUCUCCGACCUGCUGAGGAACCCCAAGCCGUGGAGUAAACUCAAGUCCGGCAGAGAGACCUUUAGAAGAAUGUGGAAGUGGCUCCAGGAGCCCGAGUUUCAGCGGAUGUCUGCUCUCCGUUUAGCAGCAUGUAAACGUAAAGAGGAGGACCGAGGACGCGAGCGCAGCCAGGUUCCCAAGAAGCAGCGGCUCGUGUUCACAGACCUCCAGCGGCGCACGCUGGUAGCCAUCUUCCGAGAAAACCGGCGCCCGUCGAAGGAGAUGCAGCUGACCAUCUCACAGCAGCUGGGCCUGGAGCUCUCCACCGUUUCCAACUUCUUCAUGAACUCCCGCCGCCGCUGUCCGGACCGCUGGGACGCGGACGAGCACGGCCACGGCGUGCACGGCCACGUACACGCGUCCCACGGGAACAACGCCUCACCAAUCCAACCCGGGACCUCAUCUGCGACCACGUUCUCCAAAGCCUGA